This is a messenger RNA of Adineta steineri, 351 nucleotides long. The record is from the annotation of a GenBank genome assembly. NCBI's taxonomy places the organism in Eukaryota, Metazoa, Rotifera, Eurotatoria, Adinetida, Adinetidae.
AUGGACAAAUAUCCAUUGGAUCAGACAAGUGGUUUAAUUCAUUUUCUCUUCUAUAAUAAAAUAAAUAAAAUUUCAUCAAAUUCAAAUAUUGAGUUAAAUAAAAAAGACAAAUUGGAAGGAUCAGCACAAUUAGAUAGUUUAUAUACAUCAUAUUUACCAUCAAGUGAUUAUUAUGAAAGAUCAUAUAUACAUCGUAAUGUUGUUACACAUAUAAUUGUAACAGUAACAGAUUUUUUAAUAACAGGCUCACAGGAUGGUCAUAUUAAAUUUUGGAAAAUCUUAACAGCUGAUUAUAUAGAACAACAACAAACAGCAGCAACAUAUAUGUCAAAAUAUUCUAUUCAUAAAUGA